Molecule: messenger RNA, 1953 nt
Organism: Triticum aestivum (bread wheat)
Lineage: Eukaryota; Viridiplantae; Streptophyta; Magnoliopsida; Poales; Poaceae
Exons: 2
Coding region: 86-1642 (518 amino acids)
Molecular function (GO): protein binding
Source: RefSeq, a predicted model, not a curated record
ACUCUUCUCUCGUCGACUCCUCAGUCCUCACUCCUCCUCUUCCAAGCGCGGCUAGGUCUCUGUUUUCGCUUGAGCGCAACCAGCCAUGGCUUCCCACCCGUCGCCACCGCCGGCACACCCCAUACCACCCGCUCCCACCACCAUAAGUGACCUCGACGACGACCUGCUCCGAGAGAUCUUCCUCCGCCUCCCGAACUUCCCCAGCCUCGCCUCUGCCGCCCUCACCUGCUGCGGCUUCCUCGGCGUCGUCCGUUCGUCCCGCGCCUUCCGCCGCCGCUUCCGCGCGCUCCACGCACCCCCGCUCCUCCCUCGCUUCCUCGCAUACACAAUAAUGGCCUUCCCCACCUCACGACGGCCCUUCGCCGGAUUCACCCACCUCCUAGACGACGACGAUUCUGACUGGCGGGUCGAUUUCUCCAAUCCUUCGGCCUACAAUGGCGGCUGCAUGGCCAUCAAACACCCGAGCAUCAAGCAGGGAGUUUGGUACAACCCCCAAACGAUGGCUCUGUUUCUCCGCCCCAAGGAGCACCAUGACAUGCCCGACGGCACCUCCCUUGGGUUCCACACAUUCUGCUCCGAAGAGGAUCAGAGGCCGUCCCGUGUGGUAUGUGUCCGUCAAGACUACUCAUGGGAUAGGCUACGCAUCGCUGUCUUCUCAUCGGACACCAUGGAGUGGCAGAUUUUCCCGGAGAUUGCGACGCUGCUGCCUCAGGGCUUCAGGCGCACAGCCUGCACCGUGCUAGAUGGGUUUAUCUGUUGGCAAACCGAGUCCAUGAUGGGGGUGUAUGUCAGCGAGUACGUUUUCGUGCUCAAAACAGAUACAUUUCAGUUCUCUCGAAUGGAUCUGCCGCCGCCCUUGAGAGUGGUACACCAAAAAUUUAAGAUUGGUCAGACCACUGAUGGAAAGCUCUGUAUCGUAGAUGAGAAGGAAUGCACACUUUCUGUUUGGAUCUUGACAGCGGACGAUGAUGGCGUUGACAGAUUUGUGCUGCACAAGAUGUUCCCGUUGCACUCUAGCUUUAUGGAGGUCACCAGCUGCUCAGUGGAAGAUACAAUCUCAGUGCGGCUUAUGACGGUUUUCAAUGGUUUUGUGUACUUUGCACUUCGCUCAUGGAAGAAUUAUGUGGAUCAGUUCAAAUCCCCGGAGUGGUUCCUGUCCUUGUCUCUGGAAACAGCGGAGCUGAAGCAGCAUCUGAAGAAUAGAAAGCGACCUAGCUUCCACGUCCAUCCCUACUCGGCCUGGCCUCCUUCUAUGGAAUACAUCUCGGAGGAUUCAAAAUCUGAGGUUACUGGAAAAGGUGUUGAUUAUGUCGGUCUUGAGAGUACAGAAAAGGAUUCAUCUGUCCUUAUAAAAGCAUUACGAUCAUAUAAAGAAGCUUUGAUUAAGGAUGGUGACGCAAAUGUUGCAGAGAUAGAGGCCUUCUCACUUUGUAUUGACGCUGAGGAUGAGAAGAACUCUCUUGUGAGGAAAAUCAUUGGUUUAGAUGAACUGCUAAUAACUGUGAGAGAUCGUGUCUUGAGGGCAAGUGCAGACUCUGAAUUCGCAGACUGUCAAUUCUACAGACAGAAGAUCGAGAUCAAAACAGAGAGCUGGUGGCAAAUGUGCAAGGGGAAGUUAUGGAGAGCUUUCUGCGCUAGCUGAAUAAGCCUAUCUAUUAGGAGUGAGUGAGUUAUUGUUGCGCUGGUACUUCAGGUUUUAGGUUCUGUGAUGAUGUUAUGUGCUAGGUUUCUGAAUAAACACUGAUGGCUGCGACCAUCAUUAGUAUUUGGCAUGACUGGUUGGCAGGAGACUUUUUUUUUAGAAGUGCAUUUAUGUACGUUUGCUUUUGUCAGCUUAUUUUUCCUUUUUGUUUUAGAAGUGCAUCUAUGUGCGAGCGAGUUUGACGAUCAUAUUAAGUAAGGCGUGUGGCCAUUCUCUGUUGUAAUAUGGUAGCUUCCUUGGCUUUUCCUUUC